Anopheles aquasalis is the source of this 766-nucleotide messenger RNA. It is a transcript of the gene Nf-YB, whose product is annotated as nuclear factor Y-box B. The record is from RefSeq and is a predicted model, not a curated record. Gene Ontology annotation, molecular function: RNA polymerase II cis-regulatory region sequence-specific DNA binding; DNA-binding transcription activator activity, RNA polymerase II-specific; protein heterodimerization activity. NCBI's taxonomy places the organism in Eukaryota, Metazoa, Arthropoda, Insecta, Diptera, Culicidae. Gene Ontology annotation, cellular component: nucleus; CCAAT-binding factor complex. Gene Ontology annotation, biological process: regulation of transcription by RNA polymerase II.
GGUUAUAGGACUCUUUAAGGGGCGUUAUAGGACUACGGGUGGAAAAACCAAAACAAAAUUCUGGGAAAGCCGUGCAUCCGAUUUGUGCGAUUCCGAGUGCGAUUUUUCUAGAAUCUACCCCUGCCAAACAUGCAGGAAGAUACAGAGGACACCCAAUCGGACGACUCGGGGGCAGAGAACGUCCUGAAAAUGAGCUGCCCGCUGCGGGAACAGGAUCGAUUCCUCCCGAUAGCCAACAUCACCAAAAUCAUGAAGCGCGGCAUUCCGCCCAACGGCAAGAUUGCCAAGGAUGCACGCGAGUGCAUCCAGGAGUGCGUAUCGGAGUUCAUCUCAUUCCUCACGUCCGAGGCCAGCGAUCGGUGCCACAUGGAGAAACGGAAGACGAUCAACGCGGAAGAUGUUAUCUGCUCCAUGUACGCGCUCGGCUUCGAGAACUACAUUGAUCCGCUGAAGGUGUUCAUGACCAAAUAUCGAGAGUGCACCGCAGCCGAUCGUCUGAGCUCGGACGAGUCUCAUGAACCGCCGCAAUAUGAAUCAACCGAGGCACCGGCUGUGGACAAUCAACAGCCCUCCACAUCGAACCAGGCCAACAUUGUACCCGGCACGAGUCACACAGAAAUCAUAUACCAAACGAACGACGGGACAAUAUGCUUCAAAAACGAGUCGUUCGAGAAUAUGUAGAGUUUGUUUACGCCAUAGUUUCUGUAAGUUUCAAUGCAGACGAUUCUUUAUUGCCAAUAAAAGUUCGAGGGCGCCUGCUUGCAUA